GUUUCACAAUCAACAACCGGAACCAGAGAAAGAAAACUGGGAAUCACCAUUCCGGCAAAGGAAAUUCUCUCUAUACUUUUUGGACCCCAAUUGCGAGUAAAAUUUCUCAGCCUGCUACAAUUUAUUUGGGCUGAAUUAUGACAUGGGUAUUGUGAUAUUCUUCACUAUACGUAAAGGGUUUUUCCUGGAAGCUCUUCUGAGUUUUGGGUUUUGUAGACUUUGAACCAGAACAAUUUAGGUGGAGAGAUAUGAACAGUAAAGUGUGGAGAUGGGUUUUGGGUUUGAUAUACAUAGUAACUGUUGCAGCUAUAUGGAUUGCUGCUAGUUUUGUGGUACAGUCUGUUGUAGAUGCGGGUGUAUCUCCUUUUCUCAUUACGUAUAUAUGCAAUUCAUUGUUUGUGAUUUACAUUCCCUUAGUUGAAAUAGGACGGUAUUUGGAGGAUAAUUAUGGAGGUCUAUGGUUUUGGAUAAGAAAUAAAAGUACAACUUUCAAAGAUAUGGGAGGGUCAGAGAAAACCAUUCUUCUCGGUGAGAGUGAUGAAGGUCCAAAGACUGAAGCGUCUUUGCUUUUAGAAGUGGGAGAAACAAGUCAGCAUGUAGAAGAUAUUGGCUUUGUAAGAAGACAAGUAUUGGAAGAGCUUGAUGGUCCUCCGCAUAAUGAAGAUAAUAUCAACGAAGUUUCUGCUAAGCAAGUGGAUGCAAAAGGGCGGUGGACACGCACUAGAAUGGCCAGAGUUAGUCUUUUGAUAUGCCCCUUUUGGUUUCUUGCCCAACUCACCUUUAAUUUUUCAUUGAAGUAUACCACGGUUACUUCUAACACCAUUUUAAGCAGUGCAUCAAGCCUUUUUACAUUUUUAGUCUCGCUUGCAUUUUUGGGUGAAACGUUUACAUGGGUGAAGCUUAUUAGCGUUCUUCUUUGCAUGGGAGGAACGAUAAUUGUUAGUCUUGGUGACUCACAAACUGGUUCAAGUGAUAUUGCUUCAAACCCUCUCCUUGGGGACAUAUUUGCUCUUGCCUCCGCUGGGUUGUAUGCUGUGUAUAUCACCCUCAUCCGUAAGAAGUUACCUGAUGAUGAAAAUGAUGAAAAAAGUGGUCAUCCAAGUAUGGCACAGUUCCUGGGAUUUUUAGGACUAUUCAACCUCAUUAUCUUCUUUCCAGUCGCACUUAUACUUAACUUCACCAAGCUUGAGCCCUUUAGUAUGCUAACUCGGAAGCAGUUUGGUUUAAUCAUUGGUAAAGGUCUGUUGGAUAAUGUGCUGAGCGAUUAUUUAUGGGCGAAGGCAGUUAUUCUGACUACCACCACAGUGGCAACAGCAGGUCUCACAAUUCAGGUGCCAAUGGCUGCAAUUGUUGAUUCACUGACGGGCAAUGCCCCUCAUCUUAUGGAUUAUCUUGGUGCUCUGGCUGUCACAGUUGGCUUUGCCGGCAUAAAUAUUCCAUCUGAAGUCUUUUGCAGAUCAAAUGAAACCAAUGUAGAAGAACUAGAAUGUAAAAGAUCUACUUUAACUGAGCAUGAUGUCAACCCAGACCAAGUGGUUGUUUCUUGAUAUGUUUUGCAAGUUAUAAUAUACCUACCAUACCUGCCCAUUUUAGAGAAUCAUCUCUUAAAUAUAUUGUUUCAAUGUAUUUAUUUAGUUCA
Molecule: messenger RNA, 1639 nt
Organism: Humulus lupulus (European hop)
Lineage: Eukaryota; Viridiplantae; Streptophyta; Magnoliopsida; Rosales; Cannabaceae
Product: thiamine-repressible mitochondrial transport protein THI74
Exons: 4
Coding region: 249-1547 (432 amino acids)
Biological process (GO): regulation of peptide transport
Cellular component (GO): membrane
Source: RefSeq, a predicted model, not a curated record